AGUCAAACUCCAAAGGCCGAACUGCAAAGCCUGCAGAAGGAUCUUGUUAUGUUGAAAGCCCAGCUGUAAGGCUGCAAAUAAAAUUCAGUACAUACCAAUGAAAUGUAAUGCAUAUGGAAGGGAAUGUAAUCCUAACUUUAUACACAAAAGGAAAGCUUGAACUGACUGUUUUUACUGGGGAAAAGAUCAUAGGACGUAGGUAAUCCUAUGAAAAAAUAAGCUCUGUGCCCUGCAGUGGCUCAGGAAGCAGAAGGCAGGUUGGAAUUAUUAGGAAGGAGUAAAACAUGGAAAAGUAAGCAUCAUCAUGCUACCAUAAACCCCUAUUGCUCCCCUCUCCUGAACAGCAUUAACAAUUUCUGUUUCCCCAUCUCAGAAAGGGUGCAGUGAAACCGGCAGAGCUGCAGAGAAAGGCAUUGAGGACAAUCAGGUGGAUAGAACAGCUUUUGUGAAAGACUGGGCGCCUCAGCUUGGCCAGGAGAUGGCUGAGGAGGAUAUGGGAAUGUUCCUUGAAAUCAUCAGUGUAAUGAGAAGAACGAACAGGCAGCGGGGAGCAGCUCCUUCCAGCGCAGGUAACAAUGCCUGUCGAAAGAAUGCGGAUGCGCCCAUGGCUGGAAGAACAAAUAAAUUCUAACACAAUACCAGGGCUGAAAUGGCUAAAUAAGGAGAAGAAGAUUUUUCAGAUUCCCUGGAUGCAUGCUGCAAGACAUGGGUGGGAUGUUGAAAAAGAUGCUCCGUUAUUUAGAAACUGGGCAAUUCACACAGGAAAAUACCAGUCAGGAGUAGAUAAACCCGACCCAAAGACAUGGAAGGCAAACUUCCGGUGUGCUAUGAACUCUCUGCCUGAUAUAGAAGAAGUGAAGGACAGAAGUAUAAAGAAAGGAAACAAUGCCUUCAGGGUGUACCGGAUGCUGCCGUUAUCUGAAAGACCUUCCAAAAAAGGGAAAAAAACGAAGUCUGAGAAGGAUGACAAGUUCAAACAAAUUAAGCAAGAGCCAGUUGAAUCAUCUUUUGGGAUUAAUGGGCUAAAUGAUGUUACUUCUGACUAUUUCCUGUCCUCCAGUAUAAAAAAUGAAGUUGACAGUACAGUGAACAUUGUAGGUAAGUACUCCUGUGCUUUUCAUAUAUGCUAAGCAUACAGGUGAAUUAAAAGACAAAUACAUGAAAUAGGUAAUGCCAGAAAAAA
Meleagris gallopavo (turkey) is the source of this 1183-nucleotide messenger RNA. The record is from RefSeq and is a predicted model, not a curated record. Lineage: Eukaryota; Metazoa; Chordata; Aves; Galliformes; Phasianidae.